Ornithodoros turicata is the source of this 1515-nucleotide messenger RNA. RefSeq lists its product as uncharacterized. The transcript has 9 exons. The coding region runs from base 39 to 1469 and encodes 476 amino acids. Lineage: Eukaryota; Metazoa; Arthropoda; Arachnida; Ixodida; Argasidae. The record is from RefSeq and is a predicted model, not a curated record.
GCAAGAUUGAACGGAUAGAACGUGUAUCGACAGAAACGAUGUAUUCGUCGUCGGCGAUUAUUAAUUGUCUUGUGCUUUGGAAGGAUCGCAAAAAAGUGGUGCAGAUCAGCGGCAAGCAUGGAACAGAUGAUUUGAUGGCCGCUUUGAGAGGCACGGACUUUGAGGACGCAACAGAGAGUGGACGCAUUGAAGUAUAUAAUGCUCGCUUUGACACAUUUGUGGACUCGUCCAAGGACCAUAUAUAUUGCGAUGGUGACAAAAUCAAGCUCGUUGCUCAUGAGGGGAAUGUCUCACCACCCAGUAGCGCACCAGAAGCAAACAGCUUUAUAAUAACACCAGGUGACGACCCAUCCAAUGCUCAACAGUCUGCUUCCAGAAUGCAAUUUAGGCUGCCACCUGUCCCAUUUGACAUUAAGGUUGACAUUAGCAAUACUAAAUUUGGAGAAGUCCCAUUUCGUGUGAAAUCCCGAAUCGUUGCUUGGAUCACAACGCAUCUACGAACAAUACACUUGUACCCAGGGAAGCUGUACGUAUCCGCGGCUAAAGCUUUGGUUCACGAAUACCCCGUCCUCAGAGACGCUAUUGGCACAGGCUAUGACUCAUGGAAAGUGGCUUUCCAAUACAAAAUGGGAAAUGUACGAAAAACAUUGGAUACAGUACCUGCGGUGCAAGAAGCAAGGGAAAAGUUUGGCCACAAAAGAAGCCUGCAGGGAGAAGCUCACAUGAAAAGACAGUGUCGCCUAAUUCCAGAUGCUGCGGGUAUGAACGGGGAAGACCAGGAAUCUGUGGCAGCGCACAUAGCCUUCAUGAAGACAGAAAUGAAACGACGUGUGCCAGAUGUUGCAAAGCUUUCAGACUCCAUGAGCAAGACUCGGUCUGCUCGCAGGAACUGGAUCCAUGAGAGCAGCCCGACAACGGCGGAAGUGCUCGAAAGAUAUCCAGCUUUGACAAAUGGUGAAAUGCUUCACGAGGAGUUCCAAGCAAUAACGAGCAUCGAUUUGGACGUCAAGUUGCUAAGCUUCCUGAACAAGUAUGGAGAGAGAUGUCUCUACUUGAGCAAAUCUCUGCGUUCUGCAAAGGAGACUGUGCGGAAGUUGGAGGACGACCUCUCAAAGCUUCAGGGAGACUCGAAGAAAUACCGCUUUGCCCUUGGGAUUAUUGAACUUCUACCAUUGUUCGUGAAAGAGCAGCCACAUUUUCUGAACGGACCAGACAUCUAUCCAUCACUGGUGGUGAAUGAAGAGGACAACACCAUGUAUGCAAUUUUCGAGGACUUGAAAGUGGAAGUGUUCGAUACGAUUGGAGGGGUCACUCACCUAAUCGAAGUAUAUUGGAUAUUUAAUAUCAAAUAUUCGCAAAAGAACAAGAACUUUUUUUCGCUUCUUGAGCAUUUCUGUGACUUAAAGUGGUCUAGACCACCGGCGCCUCUUGUCCUGCGGGCAAUUUCUUCAAUUGAGCAAGGCCCAUGAAUUUGUAAUUCAACUGAGAAGAUCAAAUAAAAAUUUUCCUUUUUCA